ACAAAAUUCAACCAUCGAACAUUCCAUUCGGUUGAACCCGUCUUUCCCCUCACCUUUCUCUCUCAUCACUAUUUCCCCUUCAACCACCGGCGACCACUCAUUCAAUGAAGUGUUUCCACUUCAGCAUCGGCGACCGUCGAACCUCCGCAGACGACGGCGCUCUUUCCCGCUCCUCCACCAAAUUAUCCUGGGCCCGUUCCCUCAGCAGCUUCGACACAAGUCGCCGGUCAGAAUUCGAUUCCAACAACAACAAUAAUAAUAAUACUAAUAAUAGUUCUGGUGACGUAAGCAACGCUGUCGAGUUUUCUGAGUUGUUGUCUCAACGCCGGUCGAACAACCUGCGAGUUUUUAAGUUUUCGGAGCUGAAAGCGGCGACUAAAGGGUUUAAUCGGUCGCUUGUGAUCGGUGAGGGAGGGUUUGGGUGUGUGUUUAGAGGAUGUGUUGGUGGUGAAGAUGAAGGUGAAGAAGAUGUUGCGGUUAAGCAGUUGAGUCGGAAUGGAUUCCAGGGGCAUAAAGAGUGGAUUAAUGAAGUCAACAUCUUGGGGGUAGUCAACCAUCCAAAUCUCGUAAAAUUGAUAGGAUAUUGCGCAGAAGACGACGAAAGAGGGAUCCAACGGUUAUUAGUCUACGAGCUUAUGCAAAACAAAAGCCUGGAAGACCAUUUAUUGGGUCGGGUCGGGUCUCCUCUCUCAUGGAUGACCCGUUUACAGAUCGCUCAAGGUGCAGCCCGCGGGUUGGCUUAUUUACAUGAAGAAAUGGAUUUUCAGUUAAUUUUUCGUGAUUUUAAAACUUCGAAUAUUCUUUUGGAUGACGAUUUGAACCCGAAGCUGUCGGACUUUGGGCUUGCUAGACAGGGUCCCGCUGCUGGAAUCGAUCAUGUAACAACAGCUGUUGUCGGGACGAUCGGUUAUGCAGCACCAGAGUAUCUCCAGACGGGCCGAUUAACAUCAAAAAGUGACGUUUGGAGUUUUGGGGUGGUCCUAUAUGAGCUUAUGACGGGCCGACGAGCAGUGGAACGAAACUUACCAAGAAAUGAACAAAAACUAAUAGAAUGGGUGAAACCAUACGUUUCAGAUUCAAAAAAACUCCAUCUUAUAAUCGACCCACGUCUCGAAGGAGACUAUUCCCUAAAAUCAGCCCAAAAACUCUCCGCUUUAGCCACUAAAUGCCUUACGAAAAACCCGAAAGGCCGACCCAGAAUGAGCGAAGUGGUUGAAAUGAUUGGGAAAAUUAUCAAUGAUUUGUUGCCACCAGAUGAAAACGAGCCCGAGCCUGAGCCUGAACCUGAACCCGAAUCCCGGUUCAUUAAUAAAACCGGAACCGAAAUAGUGCCGAGAAAAGAAGAGGUUAAUGGGAAUUCGACAAAGAAAGCUUUUGAUUUUAAAGAACUGAGGAAUAGAUCAAUUGGGAGAUUGGAUUGGAGAAAUUGGCCAGCAAGUAUGGUUAAACAUAGUGCUUGAUGUUAAAGCUUUUGUGGAUAUGAUUAAAAGGUGUGAAUUUAAAGAUUUUGUUUUACUGUAACAAGUAGUUGUUAAGGAAGGCUAGGUGGUAUACACAAUGUUUGAGUGAUUUCCUAUCGACAUGUGAAAAGAAAACUAUAUAUGAAUUGAUAAUAAAUGCAACAUUUUUUUGACCGACCAA
Messenger RNA from Helianthus annuus (common sunflower), 1641 nucleotides. RefSeq names its product serine/threonine-protein kinase PCRK1. The transcript has 4 exons. Gene Ontology annotation, biological process: protein phosphorylation. Bases 105 to 1460 code for a protein of 451 amino acids. NCBI's taxonomy places the organism in Eukaryota, Viridiplantae, Streptophyta, Magnoliopsida, Asterales, Asteraceae. Gene Ontology annotation, molecular function: protein kinase activity; ATP binding. The record is from RefSeq and is a predicted model, not a curated record.